AUGAAAAACACAAAACAAAAAAAAGCAAGCAAAAUAUUAGUCAAUAGAAAUGCUAUCUUAGAUGAAAUAAGAAAAGAUAGGAAAGAAUAUCAAAGCAAAAGAUUAAAAAUAGAAGGAGAAAAAAUAGAAAUCCAGAAACAAAAAGUAAAAGAAAUUAAACGUAGAAAUGACUUUUUAGCGGAAAGAAACGAUUUGAUCAAAACUUUAACUGAGGGUGGAGAGUCUUCAUUUACCUCUUUAUUAUACGGCAAUUUAAAAAACGGAACAAUGGAUAUAAAAAGUCACAAAUGGUUCAAAGAAAUGGAUUUCUUGGCUAUAUUCAACCGAAUGAUAGAUGCUCCCUUCAAACCAUCCAUAGUGUCCGUUCAAGAUACCUCAAACUUUGACAGCUACGAAGAAUUACCGCUUACCGUAAGCAAGCACAUGUUGUACGAAGAAGAGUUCACUAUGUUUUAA
Molecule: messenger RNA, 456 nt
Organism: Psylliodes chrysocephalus
Lineage: Eukaryota; Metazoa; Arthropoda; Insecta; Coleoptera; Chrysomelidae
Source: the annotation of a GenBank genome assembly